Messenger RNA from Epinephelus moara (kelp grouper), 1833 nucleotides. RefSeq names its product hyaluronan and proteoglycan link protein 4 (gene hapln4). The transcript is spliced from 8 exons. Bases 1 to 1506 code for a protein of 501 amino acids. Gene Ontology annotation, biological process: cell adhesion. Gene Ontology annotation, molecular function: hyaluronic acid binding. The record is from RefSeq and is a predicted model, not a curated record. Lineage: Eukaryota; Metazoa; Chordata; Actinopteri; Perciformes; Serranidae.
AUGACUCUCUGCAAUCAGUACCCACUUAAUUCCAUCCAGUAUGCUGAGUUUGGGGCGAUGCUAGGCCAUGUCAUCUCUGAUAACAGCCAAGUGACGGCAGUGUCGGCAGCUGGAAUCAGGCCAGCUGAUUUGGCCCGAUUCUGGGACGUUAAUCAUGCUAAGUGUCAGCCGAGUCGGGCAACCAGACCUGCCUGCACAGUCAAAUGUGUGCUGCGUCAUCCGAGGACUGCGGGACCCACAAACACCGGAGGUUCCCCUGCAGUGCGAGAGAUCAGCGAUGGGACUGGGAGCAGUGAGAGGGAGGGAGAGAGAGAGCUCCUAAAGCAGCGGCGGCCUCUGGCCUUUGCGAAAAUCUCCCUUGUAGUUUUCAUCCUGACUUCUGCCCUCUCGGUGACUUCUCUUCCUGCUGACAUAGACAAGGGAAGGAGAAAGGUGGUGCACGUGCUCGAGGAUGACACUGGAGCGGUGAUUGUGCAGACAGCUCCUGGUAAAGUGGUGACACAUCGCGGUGGCUCCAUCACUCUGCCCUGCAGGUUCCACCACGAGCCGGAGAACACUGACCCCGCUCGUAUUCGGAUUAAAUGGACCAAAGUGACCGAUGCUCUGCAGUUUCAGGACGUCUUUGUGGCACUGGGAAGGCAGCAGCGUGCGUUUGGAUCAUACAAAGGCCGUGUGUUUCUGGAGCAGGCAGGACCAGGUGACGCCUCAGUGAUCAUCCAAAAUGUCACGCUGGAAGACUAUGGGCGCUUUGAGUGUGAAGUCACCAAUGACAUGGAAGACGAUACGGGAUUUGUCAACCUCGAUUUAGAAGGAGUGGUGUUUCCCUAUUACCCCCGUGAGGGGCGCUAUAAGCUCAACUACCACCAGGGGGAGGACGCCUGCAAGCAGCAGGACGCCAUUCUGGCCUCUCACUCUCAGUUACACAAGGCCUGGCUGGAGGGACUAGACUGGUGUAAUGCUGGAUGGCUGGAGGACGGCUCAGUCCAGUACCCUAUCUCUCAUCCCAGAGACCAGUGCGGCCGCAAGGACACCCCCGCUGGCGUUCGUAACUAUGGCUACAGGCACAAGGAGGAUGAGCGCUAUGAUGCUUUCUGCUUCACUUCCAAGCUCAGCGGCAAAGUGUACUUCCUCAAACGCUUUAAGAAGGUGAACUAUGCAGAGGCGAUGAAGGCUUGCAUUCGAGACGGCUCAACGGUGGCCAAAGUGGGUCAGCUGUACGCUGCAUGGAAGUUCCAGCUUCUGGACCGCUGUGAAGCCGGCUGGCUGGAGGAUGGAAGCAUCCGUUACCCCAUAGUCAACCCGCGCUCUCGCUGCGGAGGAUCCCAGCCAGGCGUCCGACACCUGGGCUUCCCUGAUAAAAAAUUCCGCCUCUAUGGGGUCUACUGUUACCGUGAGAACAAGGAUGAAACAGCAGGUGGUACCAAAAUGACAAAAAGCCCCGCAGCUAGUUUGACGAGGAGGAAGAGCAGCAACAGCAUCCCCAUGAACGCCACGAGGGUGAUUUAAAGUGGAAAGACUGAGAGCAAGAAGGGGGAUGCAAUUUUAGAUUUGACAGCAACAACUGUCGCCUAGCAGCCGACUCCAUUCAUCGCUUUCAAAGUAAAACACUCACAGACAAGAUGUACUCAUUUGCAGAUUUGCCAGAGAGAAGAAGCGAGGCUGUGUAAAAUUAAGGGUGACAUCUUUAUUAGGGUGAUUUUCCUUUUCGUCUCAAGUCAGUCAGUCAUCUUAAGGAGUGAGUAUGUUAGCACAUCUGCCGCUGGAAAACUGUGAGGUUAAACAGCAGCUUGAUCGUCGCUCAGGCACACAUCAGAUCAGAGAGUCUGCCAUGAA